AUGGAGGGACUGGCAACUGCCAAAAGACGUAAGGUGGGGAAGACACCCAGUUGCUGUGAGUGCAAGUAUCGCAAAAAGCGCUGCGACUUUGAGUCCGGCUCCAACUCCACCUGUGUCUCUUGCCAGCGCCGCGGCAUACCCUGCAUAAGCCAAGGAUCUGCAGACAACGCAGAUGACGAGCAUAAUGAAUACGACGGGGUUGCGAAACAUAUCGAUCGGGUGGAAGACUUGGUGCGUCAGCUCGUACAUAAAAGAGGAGCUCAGUCUCGGGACCAAACUUCCCGGCAGGUGGCUCGUCGAUCAGUGCCCCUUGAUGUAUCAAACUACUCAACGUUGAGAUCGGUCAGCCAUGAGCGAAUGUCUAGGGGUCCAUCACUUACUGAAUUUCUGAACUCGACUCUUCCAGCUCCCCAGAUUGCUACGCUGAUACUUAACGUCAACAAACAAUACAACGCGCCCCUUCAAAUACUACAAACCCUCCAGGUUGACGGUAGCCUUGUUGAAGUUCCGAGCGUUCUGUCCCCGGAUGUCUUCCCAACCGUGCACCCGGUCGACUUUGCUCGCCGGCUAAUCAAGCUUGCUCUUGCUCUUCGGGAGUUGGACGCAAGCAAGUCCGACCAUAUCAGCCUGGACCUUGGAGAGCCCACUGUGAAUACUGCGCAACGGUAUUUUCAGACCGCAAGCUGUCACGUUAUGUCUCAAGACUACCUGGUGGGCUCAUUUGACGGGCUUGAGACUUUGUUGUUGCAAAGCCGCUACCAUAUAAGCAUGGGCGAGCUCCAAACUGCGUGGUAUAUCUACAGACGGGCCUUCAUAUCGCACGUUUGA
This is a messenger RNA of Penicillium olsonii, 828 nucleotides long. NCBI's taxonomy places the organism in Eukaryota, Fungi, Ascomycota, Eurotiomycetes, Eurotiales, Aspergillaceae. The record is from the annotation of a GenBank genome assembly.